AUGGACGCCAUGUCGACAAGAACUUCAGUCGCAGAACUCGCCCGUCGUGCCGGCAUCAGCCCUCCUGUCAGCCGCCAGCCGUGUCUCUCCGCUCCCUCGAAACCGCCGCCACGAGUCACGGAUGAAGACCGCACCCAGGCUCGGAAUCUGCUUAGCGAACAGCGCAUGCGAAAGCCUGGGUACGUCCAGCCUGACAAGCAGCUGAAACGCAUCUUCAGGUCGUCUAGAGUGAAUGAACGUCUCGGGGAUCCGACCCACUGGGUAUUCUCUCAAGAGGAACUAGACGAGGCCUUACUAGGAGUAAUAAACGAGCACCAGCGACCAUCAUUAGUACAGGCGCUCCUAGACUUAGGCGCUAGCGUCAAUAUCGUGGAAGCCUCAAAGGACAAGACGAAGAAGAAAAACGACACCCUUACCAGACGCAGCACCGUGCUGCAGCGUGCCAUCUCCAAGCGCGGAGUAGAGUCUGUCAGUCUCCUGGCAAGCAGUGGUGCCGAUAGACGAACGUUAAAUGAUGGCCUCAAAGUCGCACUGGCCGAAAAGGAUCUGUCGUGCAUUGAAGAGUUGCUGCGACAUGGCGCAGAUAUAAACCAACACAACGACGGCUUCACACAAGCUGUAGCCUCCGCGGACCUCGCGCUUUUACACCUGUUACUCCGAGCACCUCAACCUCCGAAUCCUGAUCUUGUCUCACGAUCUCUCCAUCUCGCGGCCCAGUUCCAAUCUAUUCCCACAGUAUGCUUGCUGAUUGCGUAUGGUGCGGACCCGAACCACCACGAUGCGUCAGCCUUCAAGCAGGCCCUCUCGACUCGGAAUUAUCACUUGGCCGUGGCGAUAGCCAGUAGUCCCAUUGCCAUUACGCCUCAUGCUCUGCAAGGCACCUUCGAUAUCGUCUUGCGGAAUCCAGACCAAGCCGUGCUGGAAGACUUCAUAGAGCUUCUACUGGCGUGUGGACUGCCUUCCACCACCGAGGGUAUCUCUCAGCUGCUAGUUUGCGCCGCAAAAAGCAAUCGGAUAACUUUUGCGCGCAAGCUAGUCAAAAAUGGAGUAUCACCAGACUACAAUGGCGCGGAGAGCCUCAAACGUGCCAUUUCGGACUGCAACUGGCUAAUAGUAGACAUCCUACUCUCUAGCACCAUCUCACGCACGAAUGCCUCGGACGCUGUAGUGUCAAUUUCUACAAGAAUUGGCCGGCAAGAGCGGCUGUCUAUUAUUGACAAGUUGGCACAAAGAGGGGCCACGGGGAUACCACUAGGUGAAUUCCUAAUUGUUGCCGUUGAGGAAGAUGACCUCGAGCUUCUCUCACUUCUUGUUCGCCUCGGAGCACCAUUAAAUAACAGAAGUAACCGAGCACUUCUCUCAGUUAUAGCCAUGCGAGAUCUUCGAAAACUCAGACUUCUCUUACGCCUAGAGGCUCCCCCAGCAGCGCUAAGCCAGCUAUUUCCGUUGCUUCGUCAGGGCUACACAAGGUCAGAACGGCUCGAUGCCAGCAGGCUUCUGCUCGAAGCAGGUGCAAAAGGGCAUGAGGUCGAUCAAGCGCUUAUCGAUGCCGUGGCAGAUACCACUCCGUCAAGGGAUUUUGCUCUCAUCGAAAUACUUCGAUCAAAAGCAGACGUCGAUUGCGAGGAAGGAAUGAGUCUCGUUCUGGCCAUUCAGCAGAAAGAUUUGCCCGUUAUUCGAAGCCUAUGCAAUGCAGGGCCCUCUGUUUUUACCGUUUCCAAAGUCUUGCCACUAGCAUUCGGAGUGAAUGGUUUGACCGAGUUAACAGCGUCUGAAGUCCUCCGUAUUGUCGAUUUACUUCUACCACUUAAACCUUCCAGCGAGUCAGUGGCGCAAGCUGUCACUAUUGCAGUGAGCGGUGGCUUCAAGAAUAUCGACAUCAUCACCCGCCUUGUGGGGAAUGAUGCUGCAAUGGGCAGUUUUGCGUUUCGGGCCGCCCUGAGGCUGACACGCCUAGAGGAUAAGCUGAGAAUACUAUCUGCCCUUCUUCCAGGAUUCAUACCACCUGAAGAGACUGGGAGAGCUCUGGUUAUGGAGACAGAAACGGCAGUACAUAGCAACAUCCUCACUUUGGUCCAGCUACUUCUGCAUAAUGGCGCCCCUGUAGACUUCAACGAGGGCGAGGCGCUGCGAAUUGCCGCAGUUUCUACAUCCGUUGAGCUCUUGGACAUUUUAUUGGGGACAGGCAAGCGGUCGCAAACCUCAUCAGUGACGAAGGCCUUUCGAGCACUUAUGCACGACAACAACUCUCAGAAGAACCGCGAUUCGAUAAAAGUUGCAGAAUUGCUACUCAAGAAUGGGGUUGAUCAGCCCGCUAUAGAUUCAGCGCUACGUUCUACCCUUGACGAGCUUUCUUGGGGGAGCAGCUCUGGACAAAUGGUGGACCUCUUACUGGACCACCACGCAAACGUCAAUACGGCCGAUGGCACCUGCUUUACUUUUGCGGCCCGAACCAAGGCUCUCGAUCUAUUUGCCAAGCUACUUGCACAUAACCCAGACUACAGAGUCAUUAUUCCUAGCCUAUUGGGCUCGGGUCUAGAUGAGCCGUCUCUUGUCGCGGCUCUGAAAAUUUGUUUCGAUAAUGGAUGUCCUCCUGCACUGCUCGACUUAUGUGGACGAGGGAGAGACCCUCCUUUGGUGGUCGCGAUGCGAGACUACCCUCGAAGCAAAUCGUUAGUAUCUCUUCUCUUAGCGCUUGGAUGUACCCCAGACAUUGCCGCAAAACAUGUUCUCGAUCAUGAUAUUGGCGAAGAAGCGGUAUCUGCACUUCUCUGGGCCCUCGACCAACCGCAAAAGAAGAUUUCCACCUCCGUUAUACAAGCCCUCCUUGAAGCUGGAGCAUCCCCUCUCCGCCGAUCUCCUCGAUCUGACAUAUCCCCACUCACCCUUGCUGCUCGUGAAGCACGUCCCGAAAUUGUCGCCGACUUACUCGCACGUGGUGCUGAACCUUCAUUCCGAGACAACUCAAAUCGCUCUGUGUUGUUUUACGCGAGCAGCAAGCCUGUCACCAGCAUCGUCAAGUCUCUUUGCGAAGCCAAGGCAUUGAGAGACGAUGGCAGCUUGCAUGAAGCGGCAUGUUCACUGCAGCUGAGCAACGCUUCUCUGCUUCUCGAGCAUGACCACAAGCCAAAUUUUCCCUCCAGACUUCAUGGUGGACGAAGUGCCCUUGGCCAAUUGUGUUUAGGAGUUGAAGUCACCAAUUCGGAUCAAAGGACAAAGCUACGACAGAUGAUUCGAUUACUACUAGAUGCCGGCGCGAACGCAAAGUUCCGAGCUCGCGACAAGAAAUCUGUGGUUAUCCUGGCGCUCGACAACCCGCACCACGCAGUGGAGGUGACUGACGCUCUUCUCGAGACCGAAGUAUGGGAGGACUUGAAUGACGAUAAGCAUCUUUAUCAUGACGACGCGGGCUAUUGCUACUCGCCGCUCAAGUACGCAGAGCUGAUGCCACGACCUGGGCGGGACCCACAAAAGCGUGAGCUCAUGGAAGUUCUGAUAGACAAGGCAUGUGUUCCAAAAUUCUACGCCGAGGAAGGAGAGCAGCCUGCCGGUGCUGUCGGAUUGCCGGCACAUCUGGCUCGGAUAGCCGCCCGGAGGACAGAGCAAAGGACCGCCAUGCAGCUCGAACGCGAGGCAGAUGAGCACUCGCGACGCUUGGCGGAGACGAAACAUCUGGACGAUCUACGAAGAGCGAAAGAGAGAGAGCUGGCUGCGCAGGCCGCCCUACAAAACACGCACGCUGUGCAAGCGCGACUAGAGGCGGCGAAGCAUGACUCGGAGCUACGCCGAAUUCGAGAAGCAGAGAGGGUGAAGAGGGACCAGCGGCAAGAAGCUGCGAACCAGCAAUUACAGAUCGAGGAGCGCGAAGGAAUUGCCACGUACCAACGUGAGCAGCGCUUCAUUGAGCAGCGGAGGAAAGAGCUGGAUUACAGAAAUAGCGCUGAGCAAAGGGCUCUUUUGGAGAAGGAGAAGGUGUUUGAGCGGAAUGUGCAACGGCAGAAGGCGUUGAUUGACCGGAACGAUCAGAGUGCGAAGCUUCAUGCUAAGCUUCAACAGGAAAAGCCGAACCAGCUGUAUCUUGAGCAGCCUGAUUAGGGAACGACCUGCCGAUCUGUCUUGUUUCUGUGAUAUGUGGGUAUGAAACUGUUUUCAUUUAGGAUGUUGUAUUUGUGGUGCAGUUUUCGGGUCGUUUCCCUUUUCACGACGUCACAUAUUCGGCGCUGGAGACUUCUAAAAGGAUUGAAAAUACCCCAAAUGAUUCUCGCAAUCUUGGAUGUUACGAAUCUUCUCUCAGAUAGACAAUUACUCGG
Messenger RNA from Mytilinidion resinicola, 4310 nucleotides. Its product is annotated as ankyrin. NCBI's taxonomy places the organism in Eukaryota, Fungi, Ascomycota, Dothideomycetes, Mytilinidiales, Mytilinidiaceae. The record is from RefSeq and is a predicted model, not a curated record. Gene Ontology annotation, molecular function: protein binding. The transcript has a single exon. Bases 1 to 4095 code for a protein of 1364 amino acids.